UUUGGUCACCAGAUGGCAGUGAAAGCUUGAUUUUGUCAAGCCUGCAGCUACAAUGUCAAUAAACAUCAGAAAGGAACAGCUGAACAUAGCAGAAAUUCGAGGGUGAAUUAAGUGCAUUAGAGUAUAUCUCUUUGAAUUUGAAUAUAAAUAUUAAAAAACCAUUGGCUCAAACUCUACCUCUGCUAUUAAAUGUGUUCCAUAAAAGUUUUGAGUGUAUUAGACUGUUAAAUAGUCCAGCCUCACAGAUAUGGCUGUGAAAUACAAAUUUCGAGCUUUUUUAUGUUUAAAGUUACAUCCAUCCUUCAUUGCUCUUGAAGUCGACCACUUUCUGGGACUGAUUGACGCUCACCUGUAGUGACGCAGGCAGCACGGCUUAAUGGGCGCCUGGAAAAGGAGGAGGAAGUGAGUGAAUAAGGAGAAAUAUGUGACAGCGUGAAGCGGACUACAGGAGCCAAAGCUGUCCUUCCCUUCACCGGAGACGAGUUUCACUUGCACCGACGGACUAAACAGAGCCAUCAUUUACAUAUGUGACGACCGGUGUUUAAUCCAACACAGAUUCUUCUAAUGCUGUAGCAGCUGAAGUACUCAAAAGACUGGGACACAGUGAAAGGAGGAGGGUGUCAUGUCCGACAGCCAGGCAGACAGCUGCAUGGGCCGCCAGGUCCCCCUCAUUCUGGAGAGCCAGUUCUCCACAGAACUCCAUAUAUCUGAGCCUGGGGAUGACUGCUGCCCGACACAAAGCCCUUCAACACCCCAAUCUGAAAAUUCCACUCCACAGGAAGAUGUAGUAGACAGGAUGGCGGUGCCUCAGCAGGUACUCCUCAGCACCCAGAGUCCUGCAGCACUGAAGAGUGGCACAAAUCAACUCAUUCCCAAAAAUUUAGCUGCUUCCAGCCGGCCUAAACACCGCCAUCACACAACUGUGGUGACUUUUCCAGUGGGAUUGGAGAACUCCAGCAGUGCGACCAGGAGUCGUCACUCAACUCAGGGUCCAGAUUUGUCCUGGGAGGACUAUGACAGUGAUGGUGACGGCUUUGCUUUAAGGAGGAACCGCAGAAACAAGUCGUACAGAGCAGCUGUGACCAGCCUGGACAUUGAAGCCAUGGCUGCGUCCAGAGGGGCUACAUCUGAACUGAAACCUGUUCGAGAGGAUAGAGCAAUAAGUCCUGGUCCAGCUCGCAGCCCUGGGCGCAAGAGAACCCUGGGAAGGAAAAAGAAGAACCAGAACAAGCGUGGGUCCUUCAAAGAUGCUACGCCGCGCCUCUACCAGGAGAUCCGAGAGAGAGGGCUGAACUCCACCAACCAGGAUGAGCUGCUGGAUGACUUUGUGGUUGUGGAGCAUCCCGUAGUAGAGGACCAGGGCAUCGUGGUCAAGAGCUACCGGCCUGCACAGCUCACCUGGAGCCAGCUCCCACAGGUGAAGGACACGGGUAUCCUGACAUUGAUCUCACCUCUGGAACGAAAGAGACAAGAGGCCAUAUUUGAAAUCAUCACAUCGGAGCACUCGUACCUGCACAGUCUGGGUAUCCUGGUGCGUCACUUCAAGAAUAAUGAAGCCUUAAAGAAGACAAUGACGACCACAGAGCACCAUCACCUCUUCUCCAACAUCUCUGUCAUCCACAAAGUCAGCCAAGGGUUUUUUGAGGACCUUGAACGGCGUCACUAUGACAACCCGGUAAUCCGGGACAUUAGUGAUAUUGUUCAGAAACAUGCUAGCAACCACUUCGAGCCCUAUAUUGUCUACUGCUCCAAUGAGACGUUUCAGCAGAGGACGCUGCAGAAGCUGCUGACCAGCAACAAUGCAUUUAAAGAGACCCUGAAGCAAAUUGAUGGGAGCAGUGAAUGUGGAGGCCUGCCCAUGAUUUCCUUCCUUAUCCUUCCAAUGCAGCGAGUCACCAGACUGCCAUUGCUGCUGGAUACAAUUUGCCAGAAAACUCCAGACAAAACCGCAGAGUACUUUGCUGCUGUUUGGUCCCUGCACGCCAUCAGUAAGUUGGUUGCUAGCUGCAAUGAUGGGGCGAGGCGGAUGGAGAGGACGGAGCAGAUGUACACCAUCCAGAAACAGAUGGAUUUUGGUAAAAUUAAGCCGUUUCCUCUGGUGUCAUCAUCACGAUGGUUGAAGAAGCGUGGGGAGCUUGCUGUCAACAGUGAGGAGCUUAGCAUCUGGAGGGCUUUUAGCAACAGGAGCUACUAUCUGUUUUUAUUCAAUGACGUACUGAUUGUCACCAAAAAGAAGAGUGAGGAGAGCUUCGUGGUGAUGGACUAUGCCACACCAGAGAAUGUGGAGGUGGAGGUUGGUGAGGAUACAGAAGCACGGAUGUCUCCACCCUCCAAGAACAGCCACUAUCUCUCCUUUAGACUGCUGAUGAGCAAGAACAGUGAGGGGAGAGCGGAGCAGAUCUCCCUGGCGGCUGAGUCGAGGGUGGACCGGGCACGUUGGAUAGUCGCUCUUGCUGAACAUAAGGGGUCAGGCCUCUCCACUCCUACUGCCGGUCAGCCACAAUAUGAAGCCACAAAAGCCUACAUGCCAAAGGAGCCAGAUGAUUUGGGGCUGAAACAGGCUGAGCUUGUCAUUGUCAUGCAGAAAGAAGAAGCUUGGUGUUACGGGGAGAGAAUGCGAGACGGAGAGAGAGGUUGGUUCCCUGCUAGCUGUGCGACAGAGAUCACCAACCCCACUGCCUUGGAGAACAAUGUGCAACGUAUGAGGCGCCUGCGCAAAGAAACGAAUGUGUGAGCGACUCAUUGCUUUACUCUCAGGUAAGGAGACGUAAUGGGAUGCCUUCAGGUAGCGUAGUGACUCUCAUAAAGUUAUGUCUUUGUUGAGACUGCACUGAUGUUUUAUUCACUGAACAUAGGACAAUUAGUUAAAGAUUUCCUUUACUUAAGCAUGACAGACAUUCAUUUCAUAAAGAGUCUCAAAAUGACCUUCAAAACUGUCUGGUUCUUGUUUGCUGCUGUCAUUGCACCAAAACCAUAUUUUAACAUGGCCACCAGGUUAGAUAAACUAUGUUGCAGCAGAGUGAGUUGAUGCAUAGCUAUUGUACAUUAAGAUGAUUGAGUCAACCGAUUUUACAUGAUACAAAAAACAUCAUAUACAAUAGAGGGUCGGUGGUUUGGAUGUAUAUGUAUAUAUAUUAUUUGCUGAACUAAAAGGAAAGUUAACCUGAAGUGCAGCCUAUGACUUUUUUCAUACAUUUAGUACGAGUAUUUGCAUGCAAAGAUGUGUAUUGUCUACACUUGCUUUUAUUGGUCUGCUCACCUAACCUCAUAAUUAAAAACUUGAUCUUAAACUACAGUAAAUAUUGUUUCAUGUCGUGUAACAUUGUGAUUGCAUGUUUCUUUGUAGGGUUCUUUUAUAGUGGUGAAAAUAUGACAUUGUACCGUUGUCAUUAUGACAGAAUGUUUGAGAUUUCAUAUGCAGCUUGUAUAAUUGUCCCAUUGUUGUUAGGUUCAUUCAAUAAAUGGAACUGCAUCUCUCAACCUUACAGUUGGUGAAAUGUUAAAUAUCUUUAUAAAUAUGUAAUUUUACAUUCCAUGGUUUUGUAAUUUCUAAGUGUCUGUAUAAUAAAAAAAGAGCCACUUGACACAAA
Notolabrus celidotus (New Zealand spotty) is the source of this 3590-nucleotide messenger RNA. It is a transcript of the gene arhgef16, whose product is annotated as Rho guanine nucleotide exchange factor (GEF) 16. Lineage: Eukaryota; Metazoa; Chordata; Actinopteri; Labriformes; Labridae. Bases 623 to 2734 code for a protein of 703 amino acids. The transcript has 15 exons. Gene Ontology annotation, biological process: activation of GTPase activity. The record is from RefSeq and is a predicted model, not a curated record. Gene Ontology annotation, molecular function: guanyl-nucleotide exchange factor activity; protein binding.